Molecule: messenger RNA, 1650 nt
Organism: Melitaea cinxia (Glanville fritillary)
Lineage: Eukaryota; Metazoa; Arthropoda; Insecta; Lepidoptera; Nymphalidae
Product: piRNA biogenesis protein EXD1-like
Exons: 3
Coding region: 67-1014 (315 amino acids)
Biological process (GO): nucleobase-containing compound metabolic process
Molecular function (GO): 3'-5' exonuclease activity; nucleic acid binding
Source: RefSeq, a predicted model, not a curated record
CCUGCUAAACCAGUGAAGAAAGAUUAAAAUACUUAUUCAACACUUUAGAAGUAAGUCGAGGACAAAAUGGACAAUCUUUACAUGAAAGGCGAACUUAUCCAAGUUCACACUAAAAAUAGCGAAAUAGUAGAAGGCAGGUUUCACAGCAUGAAUAAUGAUAAAUCAAAGAUAUCACUUUACGAAGUCAAAGAAUUACCGGAAGGUGAACUAAAUGAUGGAGUUUGCCACUACUAUGAUUCAGAAGUAAGAAAUAUUGUAAAGUUGCAAGAAACUAAUCAGCAUACUUACUUAAAGAUCACACAAAAAGAAUGUGAAGACAUUAUAAAAAUAUCUAAAAAAUAUAUUUAUAUAAACCAAGUUGAUCAAACUUUUCAUGAGGCAAUUAAUGAUUUGAAUCAGUAUAACUAUGUUGCCGUAAGUUCAGAUGGUGCAAAUAUGGGUCGAAAAUGUAAGAUGCCAUUUUUGGUCAUCUCUACACCACAACAAAUAUAUAUAUUUGACAUUCAAGUUCUUCAGUAUCAUGCUUUUGAAGCUGGCUUAAAAAAAAUACUUGAGGAUGAUACUCCUAAAAAGAUUGUCCAUGAUUGUAGAAAACUAUCUGAUUGCUUAUACCACAAACAUAAUGUUAAGCUGAAAUCUGUGUUUGAUACUCAGGUUGGCGAUCUUAUCAUAUCAAAAAAUAAAACUGGACGUUUACCUAACAAUGUAAAAAGUCUCUCGGAGUGUCUUAACAAUCACCUUGGUUUGAAACAUAAUACUAUCCAAGAACAAUUGGACAUUGUAAAAUGUACAGAGCGCCCACUAGCUAAUAGUAUCAAAGAGGCACUUGCAAAGAAUAUAUGUUACUUGCAUCGUCUUUCAGAAAUGAUUAAUGAUGAAAUAAUGCUACCUUUUAUAAGGGGCGUUGAAUGUUUUGUCGAAAAUUUACGCUUGUGUGAUGAUUUUAAAGCUUGGGAGCUGUGUGGCAAGCAAUAUCAAUUACCAAAGGAUUUUAAAAAUGCUAUAGAAUAUUAACAUUCCACAAAAUAAAUUUUAGUCUUAGGCUUUAUUUUUUCUUUUUUUUUUUUUCUUUUGCCUCGUUUAAAAAAGAUUGUAUAAUCCAGUAACAUAAUUUUUGUUGAUUUCAAUAUAGAUUAUCAUUUUCAAAUUUUAGCAAAAUAGAAAUAUAUUUACGAUUUGAGUGCAUUUAAAAAAAAAUUACUGACAAAGUUCAAAAAUAAUCAGUAUCCAAAGUAUUAUUUGUUAAAAUAUUUAAAAAUGUUAAGAUUUAUUUAAAAUAAAAUUACGCCCACAUCUGUGAUUAAUAACACAAAUUCUUUGUAUAACAGUUCUCACAAAUUAAAAAAUGCACUAAAAUUUGUAUUAUUUUUAUAGUCUAUAUCUAUAAAAUCAUUUUCAAGAUAUAAAUGUAUAACUUAAGCAUCACUUACUGUCUUACUAAGCUUUUUUAGAAUAAGAUUGUUCAUGUCUGUGAGUAUGAAAGUAUAAGAAAGAUAUUUUGAGAAAUGGUUUACAAUCGUGGUUAGUUACAGAUAAGUUAAGCUUAGGCUUAUAGAAUUGUGCUUUCAUCACCUUUUUCAUAGAUUAAGAAUUACAUUGUGCUUUUGUGGAAUAAGUAAUUUGCUAAUAAAGUAUAUUUGAGCUUAAAAA